Molecule: messenger RNA, 399 nt
Organism: Trypanosoma rangeli
Lineage: Eukaryota; Euglenozoa; Kinetoplastea; Trypanosomatida; Trypanosomatidae
Exons: 1
Coding region: 1-399 (132 amino acids)
Source: RefSeq, a predicted model, not a curated record
AUGUCUCGAAGUGAUGCCGAUGGUUCACUAAGCGAUGUCAAUCCAGAGCUGUUAGAGCUGAGCAAAGAUCCAGUUGCUUGGCGAGAGCAGCGGAGACGUGCACUGCAAGCAAAAGUGUUUGGCCAUGGUGGAGGGGACGGCGGUGCCGAGAGUUCUGCCACUUCUGUACAUACCAAAAAUAUUUCCUCUGGUGCAAGGGCGCCUAAUGCGUCCUGCGUGGUUGAUGAAUCACGUCUAAAAAGGGAGGAUCACGAGGCAUACGUGCUUGAGCAGCUCAAGUCGCACAAACGAAGGCGUGAGGAUGCAGUCAUGACAGAGGAGGCGCCUGGUGGUUCAGUGAGUUACAUGGGACUUUCGACAAAGGAAAAACUAUUGCAGCGACUGAAGAACCCAAAGUAG